Messenger RNA from Cladophialophora yegresii CBS 114405, 1059 nucleotides. RefSeq lists its product as uncharacterized. The record is from RefSeq and is a predicted model, not a curated record. The coding region runs from base 1 to 1059 and encodes 352 amino acids. The transcript has a single exon. NCBI's taxonomy places the organism in Eukaryota, Fungi, Ascomycota, Eurotiomycetes, Chaetothyriales, Herpotrichiellaceae.
AUGGCAAGCCCUGCCCAUUGCUUCUACUGCUUUGAAGUCCUAGCCGCCAGCUUUGAACGCCGCGACCCGCCCACCCUUGAGAAAGUGCUCGAUUUGUACGAGAGUUACAAAGCAGCCACUGCAUCAUCAGAGGAUGUGGAUGGAGUAGACGAACAAGCAGAUAACACGCUAGCCGGUGAGGGAGAGGACGCACAUGACGACGAAGAUGAAGACGACGAGGAGCCAAGUGAAGAAGACAUCCAACGCCUCGAGCGUCGCAAUCCCGGCAACAAGGCUGGACUUCACAUACCCAGUAUCUCGCGCUUACAGGCUUCAAGCUCAUCUUCAAGGUCCUCUUCAGCAUCUUCUCCUUCAGUCCUCUCUGCCGGCUCGUCCAAUUCUCGACUCGCCACCUCAUCCAGCGCCACAUCCAUCAGCCCUGCUACGCGCUCAUCUUACGCCUCGCGGCUCUCCGUUACCGAAUCCUUCCCACUCUUCGUGACGUGGAACACCCAUUCUCGAUCCGGCAACAAGUCCCUGCGAGGCUGUAUAGGCACCUUCGAGGCUCUUCCGCUUGCCUCGGGCCUGACUACUUAUGCACUUACAUCCGCCUUCGACGACACACGAUUCUCACCUAUCCCAGCAGCGCUCUUACCCGCGCUCUCCUGUUCUCUGACAUUACUGGCCGAUUUCGAGCCCUGCAAAAAUGCCAUGGACUGGACCCUUGGCGUCCAUGGUCUGCGCAUUAGCUUCAACUACCGCAACCGACGGCACGGGGCUACGUAUUUGCCGGACGUAGCAGUCGAGCAGGGUUGGACUAAAGAAGAGACUCUCGAGAGUUUGAUGAAAAAGGCUGGCUGGGAUGGAGGUUAUGCUGGGGGAAGCGGUGUUGCACGAAGGCUUCUACGAGGCUCAACCCGGGGAGGUGGCAGUACAAGCGAGCAGCAGCCUCAACCUCUAAAGCCAUGGGAAGAGGUUCAGGACUUCAAAGCCAUCAGAUACACCGGGCUGAAAGCCAGUGCGACGUAUGCGGAAUGGCAGGAGUGGCGCGAUUGGGUCGAGGAGAAUGAUGUGAUAUGA